GUUCAAAUCAGAUCUUUGAAGAGAGAGAAAUGCUUAUGUAGAGGCUUCUAAAUAGUGUUUGUCACCCACCAAAAUCAAAGGAUGGUGAUCAUGUCAGAUUAUACAACUGUGCCCACCUCAAGCCAGAGCCAUCAAAGGCCUCUUCGGGUCGGAUUCUAUGAUAUUGAGAAGACCUUGGGAAAAGGCAAUUUUGCCGUGGUGAAACUGGCCAGGCACAGAGUAACCAAAACGCAGGUUGCAAUAAAAAUUAUAGACAAAACACGGUUAGAUCCAAGCAAUCUGAAGAAAAUCUAUAGAGAGGUUCAGAUAAUGAAGCUUUUGAAUCACCCCCACAUUAUCAAACUCUAUCAGGUUAUGGAAACAAAAGAUAUGCUUUAUAUAGUAACAGAAUUUGCAAAAAAUGGAGAAAUGUUUGAGCACUUGACUUCUCAUGGGCACCUGAGUGAAAGUGAAGCUCGGAAGAAGUUCUGGCAGAUCCUUUCAGCUGUAGAAUAUUGCCAUAGUCAUCACAUAGUGCACAGAGACCUUAAAACAGAAAACUUGCUGUUAGAUGCUAACAUGAACAUCAAGCUCGCAGAUUUUGGAUUUGGAAAUUUCUACAAAUCUGGUGAACCCCUAUCCACAUGGUGUGGAAGUCCCCCUUACGCGGCUCCAGAAGUUUUUGAAGGAAAAGAAUAUGAAGGUCCUCACCUUGAUAUAUGGAGUCUUGGUGUGGUGCUAUAUGUUCUUGUCUGUGGCUCUCUCCCGUUUGAUGGACCCAAUUUACCAUCUCUGAGACAAAGAGUGCUUGAAGGACGAUUCCGUAUUCCCUACUUCAUGUCCCAAGACUGUGAAACUCUCAUUCGACGGAUGCUGGUUGUGGAUCCCACAAAACGAAUCACCAUUGCCCAGAUAAAGCAGCACAAGUGGAUGCAAGCAGACCUUUCUCUGCAGCAGCAGCAGCAGCCUUUGUCAUUUUGCAUGCAAAACUACAACUCUAACCUGGGAGACUACAAUGAACAAGUCCUUGGGAUCAUGCAUACUCUUGGCAUUGACCGGCAGAGAACCGUUGAGUCUUUACAAAACAGCAGCUACAACCAUUUUGCUGCAAUCUAUUACCUUCUCCUGGAGCGGCUCAAGGAAUACCGAAACAAUCAGUUGUCAAACCGCCCAACAAGCGGCCGACAGCAAAGGCCAAGAAGCUCUGACUUUAGCACCAUCGAACUGCCUCAGGAAGGUCUUGCCAAUGAGACCUUGAGAUCAUCUCUGCUGUACCAGCAGCCUCAGAGUCUGAUUCAUUUGCCCUUGCAGGCAGAAAUGGAUUGUGACAUAAACAACCCACUACAGCCUCUCUUCUUUCCUGUGGAUCCAAACUUCAAUAGCCUUUUUAGGAAUCGCUCGAUCUCACCAAACAGCCUCCUCGAAACUACAAUCAGUGAGGAAGUCAGGCAGGACAAGGAACUGGAAGAGGAGAUCAAAGCCUUCAACCCAGUGCGUCCCUCUAUCAAUACAAGUCGAAGGCACACACUGGCUGAAGUCACCACACAUUUUUAUCAGUGUUCCCCACCAUGUAUAGUCAUUUCCUCUUCCACAAGCAACACAGAAGGAACCAGUUCUGACAGCUGUCUCACUUCGUCAGCAAAUGAUGGCUCUGUGACACUGAGCAACUGUUUGGAAGAUCAGAUGAUGCUUGGUCAUCCAGCUGCAGCCAGAGUUACAUCAUCAUUCCUGACUUCCCAUUCAGAUGCACCGGUAUUGCAGGCUCAGGGCUGCAUAGGUGGUGCUUCUCUGUUGCCUGUCAGCUUUCAAGAAGGAAGGAGAGCAUCUGAUACCUCAUUAACACAGGGCUUGAAGGCGUUUAGACAGCAGCUCCGGAAGAAUGCAAGAGCCAAAGGUUUUCUGGGACUGAACAAAAUCAAAGGGUUUGCUCGCCAGGUGUGCCAGUCCUCCUCUGCUAGGAUCGCACGGAAUGGCAUGGGUCCUUUCCAGCAUUCUCAGCAAAAUGCCUGCAUGUACAGCUGCGGAGGAAGUGGUAGCAGUGGCUGCGGCAGCACGGGUGGAAGCAGCAGAGAGAGCAGGAACUUGCUUGAAGAGGUGCUCCAACAACAGAGAAUGCUCCAGUUACAACAUCACCAGCCAGCCUGUCACCACUCUUCUCAGGUGUCUCAGCCGCACACGGUCCCCUUGUCUGACGCUACCGGCAGCAAAGCGGCCAAUUCCCCACACCUCUCUGACCUGCAGAGUGAGACCUCAUUAGAGGUGGCUUUCCGUAACACCCAGUUCCUUCAGCCUCAUCUUUUUGGGGUUGGUGUGUCUCCAGUCAAUUCAGCUGCUCAUCUUCUAGACACCCGCCUGCACAUCAGCAGCAAUGGGUCUCCCAUUGCCCCCAUGUUUUCUCAGCAGAAUGGCUUUACGGUGCAGUCUCCAAGCUUUGAGGCAGUCACUUUGUUGCAGCAUGGGGACUGUGAAAUGGAGGACCUUACUUCCACACAGAUGGGGAAAUUUGUCCUAGUCAAAUAAGAAAGCUCCCCUGUUCUCUCUAUUCAUGCAUUUCCUUUGGGCAAAAGUGCUGCUGUUGCUGAAACCUGCAGAUGGGUGGUGGCUUUAUUUUACUUCAUUUUGCAACAAUGGAUAAUUCUCAGAAGCAAUAACAUGUUUGAAAUAUGUGAAGAGGCCAUUUGGCUUAAUGAAGCUCCUAACUUUAUAGAACUGAAAAAAAGCAAUACUUACACCUUUUGGCUUCAACUAUUCUUGCACUGAACAAAUAUAGCCAGAAACUGAAAGGAAAGACUUUUUGUGAAGAAAAUACUGAUAGAGGUGGGGGGAGGGGUCAGGGAGAACACUUUUUCUGGUACUGUAUUAACAUUGGGCCAAUACAGCUCUGCUGUUAUGCAAGACUUUAAUGGCCAUCAGCAGUUGUGACAUAGCAGCAAAAGGCUUUUUCUAAGAAGGGACCAGAGGCACCCUAUUCACAAUUAUAUUUGGAUUUGUGAAGAUUAUGAUUACCUCUUUGUAAAAAAACAAACAAAAAACCACCAUACACAAACACACAAAGAAGCUCAUAUUAUGCAUUGAUGAGAAACAAAUGACAAAGUUCUGCAGUUAGUCUUGGCCAUUCAUGUUAAAGGAACAAUACCUCUCUUAAUUUUGCCCCUAGUCAAGCAUUUAUACCUUAACAGAAAACUGUGAACUUCUUGCUUAGUAUCUCAGCUGUAGCAGCUAAGAAUAGUUUGUAAAUUAUUAGGAGCAAUUCAUUUACUUCAUGGAGAUUUCGCUCCUAGGCUAGCAGUUGCUAUUCUUUUUGCCUUUUUUUUCCUGGUGAAAAGACAACACGAAUAUUUUGCAUAUCAGCAUGGGGUUGCUUAUAUAACACUGCAAAAGAGAUGGGAGUAGAAUUGUGAGAGAUGUUGGUGUUGGAAUUUUUUUUUAAAUGUUUUUCUCUUUUCUCCCUAACCCCAUAAAAACCCUAGCAGCUUUGAGGUUGCCUACAGGGUAUGGUAUUUCUCUGUGCUGUGCACAUUUAUUGCCGCUGCUGAUGAGGUUUUAUGCAUUUUGUUAUCAGGGUCCAAACUUAACUGACUCAUUGGGAAAUGUGCAAUAUACAAAGUUCUGAAAACCACACUGACAGUUGAAAGGAAUAGAAUAGCACAAAGUAAUUUUAUUCAGAAAAUAGUUUUUGUUUUUUUUGAACAAACUCUUUGAGGUGAGACAAAUAGCACAACUUGUGGGCUUUGUUGUUUUGCAUCCUAAUAGACAAUGCGGUUUUUCUAAGCAUUUUAAUGUGUGGUUUGAAUACUCUGUGUGUGUUUGUGCACCCGCGUAUAUAGGGGCUGAAAGAAAAGACACUACUAAUUAGGUUUUAAAAUAAGCUUCCCCCCUUCCCCCUCUUAUGUUUUCUAGCACUUGUGCCCUCUGACCAGAACAUGGUUUCUUUUGAUAUUGACAGAUACGAGGCUUGAGCAAUCAUGAGGAAAGGGGGGGGUUCCGUUGUGUUUCCUCCUUUGACCUCUUAGUUAGCCUGUAGGAAAGAGGGAGACAAAAAAUGUCAGGAGCAGGGAAGCAAGUAAGUAAGUAGUGGCCAAAAAUUACCAUUCUGAUGCUCUCAGCUUCACUCUGUCUAAUACUUCAAGGACCCAUCUCUUUCAAUGUAACACGGGUGCCUUUCAAGUUACUACUGCUUUGUGCAACCUGAAGUGUUAUGUAUGUUGGGGAAAAAAGACUUUUUUUUUUAACAAACAAGCCAAAGACUUACUUUGGGAGGGUGGGGAGGAGUUAAUGUUAUAUGGCUUUGUCUGUGACUCUCCAGCCCUCUUUGUCCAUGUGCAGUAUUUGUAUUGAUGUGUCUUCUGCUUGCCACUGCUGCUGGGUGUUCUAAGAUCUUCAAGGUGAAGGGAAAUCACUCCAUCUGACCUUUCUCUCUCUGACUGGUGCCUUUUCAGCAGAGAGAGGAAAACACCAGUCUCAUGCUAACUUGCCCAUGUGACCUGGUAUGUGGUUCAUAGGAAUGACUAAAACGCACCAGCAGCAAUGUUGCCUUCAUUUUCAUAAAAGAGUAGCACAUAUUCUUUUAAGAAUUUCCCCCCCUUUCUGGGUUUGUUUUUUUUGGCCAUAGAUCAAGAAGCAACAAAAAACAAUAUUUUUGUUCUAAGCAAUGACAAGCACUUUACUUCUAGAAUACCCUUCCCCUUGCUAUAGAAAAUGCUUUGAAGUAGGAAAAGGUCAUUUUCAGCAUUUCAGGGUUUGUGUCUGUCCCCUCCACCCCUGUAGUAUUCUUGACAGUACUGUUUUGCAGACUGCAAUGCAAUAGAUUAUUUAAAGACACUAUGUGACUGGUUUAAUUAAGAUGUAUAGUUUUUAUUUUUUAUCAUGACUGAAGAUCAUUUUAUUUCUUAUGUUAAAAUGAGAGAUGUACACCAAAAUGAUUAGUUGUGUUUUAUUUAAUAUUUAAAUAAAAAAAGUUGUUUUAAAAUAAA
Pogona vitticeps (central bearded dragon) is the source of this 4952-nucleotide messenger RNA. NCBI's taxonomy places the organism in Eukaryota, Metazoa, Chordata, Lepidosauria, Squamata, Agamidae. The record is from RefSeq and is a predicted model, not a curated record.